Molecule: messenger RNA, 396 nt
Organism: Diabrotica balteata
Lineage: Eukaryota; Metazoa; Arthropoda; Insecta; Coleoptera; Chrysomelidae
Source: the annotation of a GenBank genome assembly
AUGAGUACAAAACCGAAAACAGCAGAGAGAAAUGGAGCUGCAAAAUCUAAUUUGCCGUCAGUGUGGACUAGAGCUUUUACAUCAAAUUCAGAAUGGCCAGAUAAGGAAGAAUUUUUGGAUGUCAUAUACUGGUAUAGACAAAUAUUAGGCAUAAUACUAGGAAUAAUUUGGGGACUAAUACCUUUAAAGGGCUUCCUAGGACUUAUGCUAUUUGCACUCAUAAAUGCAGGUAUAAUGUAUUUCUACUUUAAUAGUUUCCAAAAUAUUGAUGAAGAUGAGUAUGGAGGAGCUUGGGAAUUAACAAAAGAAGGAUUUAUGACUUCUUUUGCAGGGUUUCUGGUUACAUGGAUAAUCAUCUAUUCUGGACUAUAUUAUGAAGUAGACAAAUUUUCAUAA